Penicillium manginii is the source of this 3600-nucleotide messenger RNA. Its product is annotated as hybrid sensor histidine kinase/response regulator. The record is from RefSeq and is a predicted model, not a curated record. Gene Ontology annotation, molecular function: phosphorelay sensor kinase activity; protein binding. Gene Ontology annotation, biological process: phosphorelay signal transduction system; phosphorylation. The transcript is spliced from 4 exons. NCBI's taxonomy places the organism in Eukaryota, Fungi, Ascomycota, Eurotiomycetes, Eurotiales, Aspergillaceae. Bases 1 to 3600 code for a protein of 1199 amino acids.
AUGGCUCUCGCAGACUCAUUGGCCUUUCAUGCGCGCCCGUCUGACCUUGAGAAAGAGCGAAUUCGCGAACUGUCAAGAUAUUAUUGCUGUACAAUCCAGCAGUCACCAUCCCCAGCAGCUACCAUCGGCGAGGGAAUUGAUGAAUCUGCUAGCGCUCCUACUGGUGAUGAACAGCCCAGCGCUGGUGUCUUGUCAUCUGACAUCACGUUGACAGCGCUGGCCCAGCUUGGUAUUCAUCGCUUGGGAUGCAAUCGUUCAUUUGUAUCUCUCAUCGAUGGAGACAAUCAGCAUAUCAUUGCUGAGGCUACUGCCUCCAUCUCAAUCCGGGAUGUAGAUAAACACCUUCCGAAUGAUGGGAUAUACCUUGGUGCUCGAACUUUGGACCUGGUCUGGGGGGUUUGCCCGCAUACGAUCCGCCUGUUUACUGCCCAAGACAAAGCAUAUGAAGUCGACACCGAGAAUGUGACUGCUAACCGCACGCGUUACAUUAUUCGAGACUUCACCCGGGAGGAUUGCUUCAAAGAUAGACCAUAUGUGCUUGAGUGGCCUCAUAUGCGCUUUUAUGCGGAAGUACCUCUGACCAGUCCAGCUGGCUAUGUCCUUGGGUCAUAUUGCGUUGUUGAUGACAAGCCACGCGAUGAUUUCAGCGAGGAGGAUGUUGAGACCCUUCAAGAAAUAUCAGACGCGAUCGGGAAUCAUCUCGAGAACAAGCGAAUAGCUCAUUACCAUUCCAGGUUUGAGCGUCUUGUGACUGGACUGACCGACUUUUCUAAAGACCAACCUGAUUUUGACCCAUGUAGUCCAAGUGCAAGCUUGACUGGAUCGGCAAACUCCACAGUUCAUGGUGUCAUAUCACCAUCCGCCACGAAUGAUCGGAAUUUCUCUUUCGAUGAUUCUCAUAACGAUGGAAAUGAGAGUAGAAGUGGGCUCGACUCGCACUCAUCGUCCGCUUUCCGAGCGGAGCCUGAAUCCCCUUCAUUCUUUGCCCGCAAACCGUCUAGCACCACGGUACCGUCCUCGUUUGAAUCCAAUGUGUCAUUGGGCCGGCCAAGUCCAGGCAAAAAACGGUCUCUGGAUUCACUGAAUGAAGCGUUAAUGCUAGCGACCAGGAUCGCGCCCAAUAAAGACUCUCUGAUGUCACUGUCAGAAGGCGUCACCACAUUAGAUCGCAUUCAAGCGAUAUUCUCCCGUGCCAGCGUAUUGCUACGCGAUGCAAUGAACCUGGAUGGCGUGAUGUUCCUGGAUGGAGCCCGAAGCAGGUCCUCGUUUCUACCGAAGAGAGACCAUACCUGGGAACCUCUACCGAAAUUGGCCAGCCAAGCCGAUUAUCUCAGUCCAGAUCCAACCCCAUUCAUUCCAGACAAAGACACAGCGUCGAAAAUCCAGUGCGAGGUUUUAGGACAGGCUUUCAAACGACAAGCUUCGGAGGUUGAAGCAGCAGGGAUUCAAGCCAUCCUAAACGAGGAACUACUCGACACUCUGCUCAGGAUUUGCCCUCAAGGGCAAGUUGUGGAUCUAGAUAUUUGGUCUGAGAGCGAUGACGAAUCUUUCCUCGGCCAAGCAGCCGAUGAACCGCAGUCCAGACGAAGAAGCAAUUUUCAUGUCGCCAAAAUAAUCAGCCCUCUUUUCCCCAAUGCACAAUCUGUGGUCUGGCUCCCACUGUGGGAUCACCAAAAGUCACGAUGGAUGGCGGGGAUGCUUUCAUGGAGCUCUAAUACCCAUCGAGGCCUCGGUGUUGAAGAGCUGCAUUACUUUAAGGUCUUUGCCCAUUCUAUUAUCUCAGAGGUUUCUCGAGUCAACUGGAUUUCAACCGAAAAGUCCAAAUUCGAUUUACUGUCCUCUCUGAGUCAUGAGCUUCGUUCCCCGCUUCAUGGUAUCCUAGCAAGUGCCGAGUUGCUCCAUGCAACUACGAUCAAUUCUGCGCAGCAGGAAAUGAUCAAAAUGAUAGAAACAUCAGGGUUGACGCUACUUGAAACGACAGAUCACCUCUUGACCUACUGCAAAAUCAACAAUAGUCGUCGUGCGAAGGAAGUGACUGGAAAAGAUCAACAUAAUGAAUUACUCGUCUUAGAAACGGAUUUCGAUCUCGCAUUGCUGGUGGAAGAAGUAACCAGUAUAAUCUAUACUGGUCAAAAGGAUCCUAGUCUUUUUACUCGCCUUGCAAUUGUGCCACCUUCGACAGACAUUCACGGCAACGCGGAAUCACCCUGCAGUCCAGUGAAACCUUCGAUCGUUGUACGCAUUAAUCAAUCGCACUCUUGGAAGAUUCGAUCCCUCUCAGGUGCUUGGAGGAGAAUAGUGAUGAAUAUUCUAGGGAACUCCUUGAAGUGGACGGCUCAAGGAAUAAUCGAGAUCUCAUUGUGCAUGCUCAGAAAUCCAGAGACACCCGGCAAGCCCACUGCGCAUAUUUCAAUCAUCGACACCGGCCGGGGAAUUGCGCCUGACUUUUUGAAACACGAGCUUUUUACUCCAUUUGCCCAGGAAGAUCGCUUGGUCGAAGGUGUUGGGCUAGGUCUUAGCAUUGUCCACCAACUCGUAGCCUCACUGGAUGGACAUAUCAGCGUCAGAAGUGAACUUGGAUUGGGAACGCAGGUCGAUAUUUACAUUCCUGUUUACCACAUAGCUGAGGAUAACCUGGACCCGGGUUCCUCAGAAAUGAUCGAAAGAUCUCCGUCGCGUCAGGUCUGCUUGGUCGCUUUCAAUGGGUAUCCAGACAUCAAGGAGACACCGACUGGAAUGUUGACUGCCGAGUCGAAGCGCAAGCUGUCAAUCCAAGGGAUGCUUGCAGAUGUUGUCAUGUCAAAAGCUGGCUGGACAGUAUCCUUAGCCGAAUCACUCGAGAAGGGACACGGUGAUAUCGCCAUCCUCGAGAGCUCGACCCUUGAAGCGAUCGCCACCCCAGAUCUUCUGCCAAGCAUCAUCUCAGAGAAUCGGUUCCAGUUCUUGUUAAUUCUAGAGACCAAGCCUUCUAUUUUCGACAAAGCUCUUAUGCCCAAUCUCAUCUGGGUUUCACCACCUUUUGGCCCGCUAAAAAUACAGAAAGCAAUUGAAAAGGCUUCAGCUCCUUGUCGAUCACAAGCUGACCUUAACAUCAUCUCAAACACUAAUCAACCAAUGCCUGUCGAGCAACCAAUGGAGCAGCUUUCAAUCCAUCCUGAAAAACCAUCACCAGGGGAAUUUACAAUCAGAAUGCCCCAUAGUAUCGAUCGUCCUCGAACCUCGGAAGCUAAAAUGCAAUGCCAUGUUCUGGUUGUGGAUGACAAUGACAUCAAUCUCAAGAUCAUGGCCACAUUCAUGCGCAAAGUGGGAUGCACCUAUAACACUGCUUCAAACGGAUUGAUUGCGCUCGAGAAAUACAAAGCAAGCGAUCGCCAGUAUGAUUAUGUCUUGAUGGACAUAUCUAUGCCAGUCAUGGAUGGCCUGGUCUCAACACGCAAGAUACGACGCUUCGAGAAAGCAAACAAAUUCAAGCCAUCUUGUAUCAUGGCAGUGACCGGAGUCGCCUCUGAUGCUAUGCAUCAGCAGGCCCUGGCUGCUGGAGUUGAUCGUUACCUCAUCAAGCCGUUGUCUCUCCAUGAACUCCAAAAAAUCAUUACAUGA